Messenger RNA from Suillus bovinus, 2401 nucleotides. Its product is annotated as fungal-specific transcription factor domain-containing protein. Lineage: Eukaryota; Fungi; Basidiomycota; Agaricomycetes; Boletales; Suillaceae. The coding region runs from base 105 to 2186 and encodes 693 amino acids. The record is from RefSeq and is a predicted model, not a curated record. Gene Ontology annotation, molecular function: DNA binding; DNA-binding transcription factor activity, RNA polymerase II-specific; zinc ion binding. Gene Ontology annotation, biological process: regulation of DNA-templated transcription; DNA-templated transcription. The transcript is spliced from 12 exons.
GCAAAGCACACGAGCACCAAAGUACUCUCAUUAAUCACCGUGACUACCAGAACGGUUCCGUCCCUACCAGCCAGCACGUCUCAGAGCUUCAAAUAUUGUCACGCAUGCCUCCUGUGCGAGCAAAAAAGGACGCUAAAUCUGUCUCGCCUAUAACAUCGUGCGACGCAAAUCCAAACGAAUCUACAACCGCCGAAAACAGCAGAGGCCAGAGAAAGCGGCAAUCUCAGAGCUGUGAUGCUUGUAGAGCCAGAAAGGUUCGAUGCGUCCGGGAGAAUAUAGAAGAUCCAAAGCAGUCUUGCAAACACUGCAUAGCACUUGGAAUACCCUGCACUUAUGAUUACCGACCAAAAAAGAGAGGGCCUCCAAAUUUAUAUCUCCGUCGUUUACAAGAAGCAGCAGCAGCCGCUGUUGCAGCUCAAUCUGACCAGAAUAAUCAGACAAAUGACAUUGCAUCGAUAUCGCCUAUCCCUGCUCAUCAACCCCUUUCUAACCCAAUACAUUCAAGUUUAUCCCCAUUGCAGCAGCACAUACAGCCCCCUUCCCUAGAACCUAUCAUGGCUCCAAUCCAGACUUCCGCUCCCAUUAUCUCCCCAUCUCGAUACCCUAUCGCGGCCGACUCAUAUCACAAUCAUUACUCUCCUGCUAAUACGAUUCUCCCGACAUCAACUGGUGGCGCCCUCCUCCCUCAGAAGACGGACGAUAAUCGAUCAUACUCCUUUUCCGAGUCAUAUGGCGAAUUUCCUGCAUACAAUUGGUCUUAUAAACAUCAUCAGCCUCUCCCGGUUCUACUUCCGAACGUCAUACCCCCACUUUCAUAUUAUUACCGAGCUCACCGCUUGGAAGAUAUCGCUCCUCGAGACAGUAUUUCACUUAUCAUCGCUCUUUUCUUCGAUUUUGUGUAUCCACUAACCCCAUGUAUCCACAAGCCAUCGUUCAUGGCGGACUUGCACAUCAAGAGAGAAGAACGCGACCCGUUAUUUUUUGCUCUUGUCAUGUCGACAGUGGCAUCAACCUUGGUGCAAGUACCACGAUCUUAUGUACCCAUGGAACGCUCUGUUGUGCGAAAGCUUGCGCAGAGAUGCUAUGAAGCCAGCCGACAUAUCACUACUGCAGCCUACGACCCUCCCAUGUCUAUGCACGUUGUUAUCCGAUACUUCGACUGUAUAUACCAUUUUUGCGAAGGUAAUGAUGCUGCACAGCACGCGGCCUUUGGCGAAGCAGCUCACAUUGCCGUUACUCUGCGCAUGCACGAGGAGUCCUCCUACGAGGGGUUUGACCCCAUCGAAUGCGAGAUCAGACGGCGAACAUUCUGGUUACUUUUUGAUGCUGACAAGUCGAUGUCGAUUCUCUUGGGGCGUCCCAUAUGUCUUCGUGACGAAGAUUGCACUGUUCACUUUCCGAAGGAACUUGAUGACGAGUACAUCAUUCACAGUGCAUACCUGCCUCAGCCGCGUGGCAAGACAGCCCUGGUCUCAGGAUUAAACUACAUCUCUAGGAUUUUUGCACUUCUCGGUGAAAUAUUAGUCCGUAUUAGAGUGGAUAAGCGGUCGCCUCCACAGGGUCAAUUUGCAACGGCGAGACUCGAGGAGGUCCAAUCGUUGCACUCGCGCAUUAUGGGGGCCCUCAUGCACACACCAGAGCCCCUGAGGCUGAAACAAACGUGUCGGCAGAGCCGCCUUUCAGCGGAGUGCGGUGGCGCUGGGUUCAGACAAGCCACAUUCGCGGAGGUCAAAGACUUCUUCGAAAACCCCAAAGCUUCACGUGCAAACGCCCUUAACCCGUUCCUGGUCAUGCAGGCAAAUCUCUAUGUGACUCAACAACUCGUUCGAUUCGUGGUGGAGCAAUACCGCGAUGAACUGGUUAUGGCUUUGCAAGGUAGUAUUGAUGAACACCAGGUCGCUAAGGAUAGGGAAGCAGUCGCAAGUGACCUGCUCAAUAUUCUUCACAGCAUUCCUAUCCAGUCAAUCGCUACUAAUGGUCCUUCACUGGUGCACAAAGUGCGAUUCGUCGCAUCCACCCUGUUAGAUGCUGUCCGGAAGGCGGAGACAGCUCCGGCAUCCGCUGCGCGUGCCCAUGCUUUCCUGUGGGACUUCUUAUCUAUUCUGUCCGAAAUCGAGAGAAAUUAUCUCCUCGACGACGAUCGUGACGGCACAUCGAGUGGCGACGGUGGCAUUUCCAUAAUCUAGCAAAAUGGUACAUGAUCUUUGUACUUCCUUUUGUUGUCCUUGUAUCUGUGGUCUGUGUAUCGUAUCGCUGGACUCGUCUAUUCAUACACGCCGCUAUACUUAUUCGAUAUUCGUUCACUUUAGAUUAUCUCCCAAGCUCGAUAUCUUUAGUAUUAGAGUUCCAGACAAUUCCACCACAUUCGUGAUCGGCAUACAGAUGCCAGUGUUCUAUCUUC